AUGUACUCCGCUCAGCAAACCAACGCUGAUAAUGCGACGAUCAAUCCAGCUGCGCUCAGCUCACCUGGUCUAACGCAACAACCUCAGCGCACACUCAAGCGCAGUCAUUCUCCUGGACUUUACGACGCGCCGCAGCUUGGCGAUGACGGUGAUACGAAACCACUUCGAAAAAAGGCAAGACCGAUGAAUAAACGAUCAACAGGGAGCAUUUCCGAGGCUCCCGGGCAGGCCGCAGGCCCGACCCUUCCUCAGUCUAUUCCUCCACCGCAGACUCCCCAGUCUCAAGGCUCAGCGUUGCCACAAACGAGUCCUGCCUACGCGCCGCAGACGCAGAUGCCCCCCAAGACAACUCCAACAAAGUCAACACUGAAGGCGCUGCCCACUGUGCGAGACCACACGACCGACCAGCUCAACCCGACUGGAGAUGAGUAUAUACCCCGCGAAAUCGAUGAGUUCGGAGAGAAGAAAGUCCAGCUCAACGGCACGCUUAACGGAGGACGAGAAUACAAGUGCCGAACAUUCUUGGUUCCUAACCGUGGGGAUAAAUUGUUCAUGUUGGCUACCGAAUGUGCUAGGGUUUUGGGCUACCGUGAUUCGUACCUUUUAUUCAACAAGAACAGAUCCCUGUACAAGAUUAUUGCAAGCCAGGCCGAAAAGGAUGAUUUGGUUGGGCAAGAAAUCCUUCCCUUCUCAUAUCGCUCCAGGCAGAUUGCCAUUGUCACCGCCAGGUCUAUGUUCCGACAGUUUGGAAGCCGUGUGAUUGUCAACGGUCGCAGAGUUCGCGAUGACUAUUGGGAAACCAAGGCCCGGAAACAGGGAUUCACUGAGGCUGACCUUGCCGGUGAGAAGCGCCCCGGUGCUACAAAGGCAAGAGAGGCGGCCGAGGCCCAGCAGAACAACGUCUUGUUAGCUGGUCCCCAUCCAGAGAUUGUGUAUAGCAACAACCCAGGACCGUUCCCCGGCCCCCCACAGCCGCACCUCGUUCAACCAGGAUCAGACCUGAGCGACUCCCGGCCGCGCGAUUAUUCAGGAAUUCUCAAAGGCGGACCUCGUCAGGAGAUCACCGGCCCUGCUUACCAAGACCAGACUCGUCCUUCGCCCCUCGGGGAGCUCAACGCCCAGGCCCAUCAUGCCGCAGAUUUCAACAGGUCAGUUAAUCAGCAGCGGGACAUGCGCAACGACUAUCUCCAGGGCGUUUGGCGACGCCCACAUGAGCAGCCCCCCUCCAAUCUGACCCAGCAGCCUGUGGCCUCGGCCGACAAUUCCAACACGGCGACCAGCAGACCUUCACAUUCACCUCAUACUACGGCUACGGCCAUGUCGCAGCAGCCUGGAUUGGUUUCCACUCAGAGCCCUCAAAUGAUGAUGACCACUGCGCCCUACUCCCAGUCGAUCAGCGCGCAGAGCAGUCUCAGUCAAGCACCCAUGAGAGGUAUGGCUCAAUCACCAACGCAGUCGAUCAGACCAACACUUCCCGGUUCAGCGGGCUCCAUGUCUCAGGGCACGCCUGGUUACAACUACCAAUCGGGCCAAAUGUGGCCGCAGACUCCGCAGGCGCCCCAGCAUAGCUACGGCAGCUACACUGCUCAGUCUCAAGCACCUCACCCGUCGCAGUCACCUUCGCAUCUCCGUCAAGGGAGCUCGGGUCAGAUGCAAAGUAUGCAGUUCCCCGGCAUGGCUGGUAUGCAGUAUGGUGCGGGUCAGAGUAUGUACCCUGCAGAUCAAACGCCUCGGCAAUACAUGCCUCAAGGUGGCACUGGUGGACCAUCGGUCUCCCAAGGCUGGUCCGGUCAGCAUUCGCCAGCCCAGCAAUGGUGGACUCCCGGGCAACAGCCUCAAUAA
Messenger RNA from Fusarium redolens, 1842 nucleotides. Its product is annotated as chromatin remodelling complex Rsc7/Swp82 subunit-domain-containing protein. The record is from RefSeq and is a predicted model, not a curated record. Bases 1 to 1842 code for a protein of 613 amino acids. Gene Ontology annotation, cellular component: nucleus. Gene Ontology annotation, molecular function: chromatin DNA binding. NCBI's taxonomy places the organism in Eukaryota, Fungi, Ascomycota, Sordariomycetes, Hypocreales, Nectriaceae. The transcript has 4 exons.